This is a messenger RNA of Haemonchus placei, 651 nucleotides long. NCBI's taxonomy places the organism in Eukaryota, Metazoa, Nematoda, Chromadorea, Rhabditida, Trichostrongylidae. The record is from the annotation of a GenBank genome assembly.
AUGUAUGCUAUUUAUAAUCUCAAAUGUUCAUUUGCUUUGUCGGUACAUUCAUGUGAUGCUUUCUUUAAAAAGUUUCCGCUCUUUGUGUCUCCCAUUCAGAGAAUCUCUUCGAUUCACUUCUACUUUGAUUUUAAUCAGUUCUUUGUAUUAACGAUUAUACACGUUUAUUAUAAAUUAUUUAUUUGUUCAUCUAUUUACACCGAAUCGAAAAGAGUACCGAUGGCGAAUGGCGCCUUUCAGAGGUAUGGCCAGCAAACCCCAUGAGGCAGAGAAAUGUGGUACUACGGCAUCGGCCAGUGCGACAUUACGGGCUGCCGACCAUCGAACAGUAUCCACCAGUUGAAUAGCCGCUGCUGCGCGGUUUGCUACGAAAAGGCGUCCUUCUACUACAAGUAUUUGUGUGAUGGGGCCAACGACGGCGAACGCUAGCAUAUCGGUAUAGCUUUCAGAAAGACGAUACUGUAACUCGGUCCACUGCCCAACUGGAGUGAGCUCGUACAGUGAAGAAAAUAUUUUGUUCUGUAGCCGUUGAAAAGGAUAGGGCUGCUCGGUCGUGAUCUCUCCACAUACACAAAGGUAGAUAUAGUCUGUAUGAGCGAUGCUAAGGCGUUCGCUGAUCACCGUCUCGUUCCUCAUCCAUUUUGGACCUGA